AAUAAAUUAAAGCAUGAUAGCAAAUUUUGUGUUUCAAGUUCUGAAGAUGAAGCAAACACAGAAGAAAGAGAUAAAUCAGAAGGAUCUGAUUCUGAUAAAAUUGAAAAAGAACCAAUUAGAAAACGUAAAAAUAAUUCGAAGGAUUCUGAAAAG
Molecule: messenger RNA, 153 nt
Organism: Ambispora leptoticha
Lineage: Eukaryota; Fungi; Glomeromycota; Glomeromycetes; Archaeosporales; Ambisporaceae
Source: the annotation of a GenBank genome assembly